CGAGCUUAAGGUUAUAUUCUAACGGGUAUACGGUCCUGGAAACAAGCUUUUGGAAACUGAUCCCGAGAUGCGCUCCUCUCACGCAAAUUUAUCUCAUCGGUAUAAGCUCCAUGGAUCGGGUGGUCGACAUGCUUGUCAAUAGCUUCCCGCGACUUGAAGUCCUCCAUAUAGCGCUUUGUAACGAGCACGAUUUUGAAGCAGGAUUUAUUCGGUUAUACAAAAACUAUGCCAACCUUGCCGCUGCUGCAACAUCAGCAACAUCUGAAGUGCGAGAAAACGCAGCUCAAACGCAACGACGACAAUCAGGCCUCCUUAAACGCGUUUUUUUAGAGGGGUGUCUAAGCAUUACGGACCGAGUUCUCUCUACCAUUGGCGACAUAUCAACACUGACGACUCUUAUACUAUACGGACCAUUUCCAGCAGUGUCGUCAGAUGGAAUCAAACAACUUGUUAGAAAACUCGUCAACUUGAAAGAGAUUACAAUUGGUAUCCUAGCCACAGUUAAAGACGACACGCUUAUUGGUGCCUUUGACAACCGUACCACACCGUACCUCGAGAUCGUGCGACUACAGGAUCUAAAAUCUGUGACAGAUUAUGGAAUCAUCAUCGCAACUGACAAUAUAGCUAAAUCAUUGAAAACUUUGACACUGACCCGAUGUCGAUCAGUUACCCAAAGCGCUGUUAAUUUUGCAAAACGAAAGUGCACUGUGUAUGAUUAUCGAUAGCAAUAAAAUAAC
Messenger RNA from Zychaea mexicana, 737 nucleotides. RefSeq lists its product as uncharacterized. Lineage: Eukaryota; Fungi; Mucoromycota; Mucoromycetes; Mucorales; Lichtheimiaceae. Bases 111 to 725 code for a protein of 204 amino acids. The transcript has a single exon. The record is from RefSeq and is a predicted model, not a curated record.